Dermacentor andersoni is the source of this 5162-nucleotide messenger RNA. Its product is annotated as heparan-sulfate 6-O-sulfotransferase 1-like. Gene Ontology annotation, cellular component: membrane. Gene Ontology annotation, molecular function: heparan sulfate 6-sulfotransferase activity. The record is from RefSeq and is a predicted model, not a curated record. Lineage: Eukaryota; Metazoa; Arthropoda; Arachnida; Ixodida; Ixodidae.
CUUUCGCACGCUUCCACUUCCACUUACGACUUCCAUAUUAUCAUGACUUCACUCCCACCUGCGAUUCUCCCCCUUUUUGUCAACAAACAUGGCAACUUGCGUGCUUAUGCUUCCGAAACGAUGAUUCUUGUGUUCUGCAUCCAGCGACAAGCAACGUGCUCGUAGAUGAAGAAAGCAUAGAAAGUAUUGUGGCAUGCACUGUUUUACGCCGACAGUUUGUCGGUCAGCGCUGGUUUGUGUAGCGUUUGUGACCGCUUUCGUGUUUAUUUUGAUCAGCUCUGGCAGCUCGUCGUCUCGACUUGCUUACCACUGGGUGCGACUAAAGCCCUCAAAUUAUUGGCAGAAGUUCAAAGAGCAUCAGCUAGUUCACGUGUCGCAGGCAGCGAGCUAUUAUGCUUCUAACAACACAGAAGACGGACAUCAUCAAAGCGAGUUCAAGCCUUCGACCGUCCAAGACGAGGACUUCGACAUAAGCGGCUCGGAUGUUGUCGUUUUAUUACAGAUACAAAACGCCGGUGCUAAUUUCUUAGAACGGCGAUUAAUUGAAGACCUAGUGUUACAGAGACCUUGUGCAUGCCGUCGAGGCCGAAAAAUUUGUCACUGCUUCAGACCUCGCAAGCGCAGUUCGUGGCUCUUCAGUAGGUACACGCUGGGAUGGAAAUGUGGUGUCCAUCCGGACUGGACUGAAUUGAAUACCUGUGUAGAUCGCGUGCUCGACGAAGACGAAGGAGUCCCCACGAAACGCAGGUAUUUUUACAUAACCGUGCUGAGAGAUCCCGUCGCCCGGUUCCGCAAUGAAUGGCGGCGGUUCCACCAGAAUCGAGGCUGGCAUGGCUCCCGGCCCCAUCCUCACUUUUGCUUGGACCAACCAGUGUCAGUGCCUGCUCCCAGUGUCUGCUUUGAAGGCAGGAGACCUGAAAAUAUCACCCUUACUGAGUUUGUGUCCUGUUCAGCAAACCCUGCACUUAAUCGCCAGACACACAUGCUUGCUGAUCAUGGCCUCAUUGAUGGCUGUCCUCAGAAUGAUUCAGUUGGAUUGUUGCUUACCAAGGAGGACCGUGACAUGGUUCUUUUGACCAGUGCAAAGAAAAACCUGGAACACAUGGCUUUCUUUGGCCUUGCAGAAUUCCCUCGUCUUUCAGAAUCUCUAUUUGAGGCUACAUUCAAGUUGAAAUUUCGAAGAAGGGCAAGGCCACGUAAAUUUUUACGUGGUCGGCUGAUGGGACGUGGUCAUGCAGUACCUUCGCCCGGUGAAGUGGAAAAGGUGACAGCUGCCAAUAGUUUGGACACAGAAUUGUACAACUAUGCCAAGGAGCUUCUUUUUGAUAGAUUUCACAAACUUCGUGACAGUGACCCAGCUGUAGAAAGGAAUAGCAACAACAUAGAUUCAGAAGAUGAUGAAAACUGGGCAGAAGAGGAAGACUUCUUUGAUAACAUAUAGCAAUGUUUUAUUUUAAUACUAAAUUUAAUCCAGCUAGAUAGACUAUUUGGAUUACUUUCAUGUGUUAGCAUAACAUAAAAGAAAUUGAUCCUCAAACAAUGAUGACAAAAAAAAAUGCAGUAACCUGCUUGAAUCAAGGUUUGGAAGCAUUUUCUUUGCAGGUUUUAUGCUCUUCAUUUAAUAUUCAGGCAGUUGCACAUCUGCACCAACUAGAUUCAGUUGCCAAUCUCUCAGUGAUGCUAUCAUAACCCAUGGUUCUUUAGCAAAAAUGUGGGCCCUAGGCUCUUUAACUAUUGGUAUUCGCAAAUUGAAUUCACUUUUCUGUUCACUGCUGUUACUGUGUUGAGUGCAGCUUUUACAGAAGCAGGAUUGGCAACUUAUGCAGGUAAUGUUUCAGUUUUAGUUUUAUCUGUACUGCACCAUUAGCUAACACCACAGGUUCCAUUUAAAACAGUUCUUGAAAGCUGUAAGUGUGUGUGCUGUGUUGCAUAAUCAAUAGGAAACUUUGGAGUGUACAGUGUGGUACAAGUGACUGCAGUUAUCAUGGGCCUGAAGCAAAGUACAUUGAGCAGUCACACACAGUUAUUUAUGAAACUUCAUGUACAUACUUUAGCUGGUGUCUGGUUUAAACAGCCUUUAUCACCAUAAUGUUGUUACUUUUAGUGUAUAUGUGACGUUCCUCACAUUGCUGGUGUGUGUGAUUGUGGAAAACAAUGCAAGUUUGUUACUGUGUACAGCCUGAUAGAAUAGGGGGAAAGUGGAGAGUUUCAGUGUUUGUAGUGUAUGAAUUCAACAAGGUGUGAGCUUAGAUUUACAGAUUGAACCUAUGGUUUCACUUGGCCUCUGCUGCCCAGUGCAAUUGCUGCUUAUGGACCGUGUCCUGUCAUUACAUUGUGAGUGUUUCCCACCAACGAACUGCAGCUAUUGAUUGAAUAUUGUGUUUUUAUGACUAACAGAGUGCAGCUAACGAUUAAAAGGACACUAAAGAUAAGCACUAAAUAAGUUCAGACAUAUAAAGUAUUCUUUCAAAACUCUGUUUUAGUUCAUAUUGCAGGAAGAGGUUGAUUACUGGAAGAGAAAAUGAAAGUCCUAGUUUCAUUUUUAGAAAUGUCGCACUGGAAUGUCAGUGUGACUUCACGAAUUUCGAAGCUUUUUAUUUUAUUUGGGCCGUUGUGGUUCAUUAGUACUUCAUCAGUCCAGUCCAAUCAUUGGGUCUUUUAGAAUUCGAUGUAGUCGAUCUUUUACAAAAGUUAACUAGGCCCGAGAAAAUGCGGUCAAAAUCCAUGACAUUAUGGCAAGGUGGUAGGGAUACUUCAAAGGCAACUACAAUGAAAUUUUACUUAGGCUAAAUUAGUUGUAAAUGAGUAGUAUAUACUUGCUGCUGAAGCAACCUUGGUGAAGUUGCAGGGCUGGUAAUUGUCUAAUUGCACUAUUAACAGCCUUUAAGUAGCACCUAAGCAGAUGACAUGUACACCUGGUGGUUGAGCUGGCAUGACGUAAGUUCCAGCACGUCACCUCCAAAAUUUUUCACCAUGCCGUAGGAAGACAUGGGAAAUGGCUAAUCUCGUAGGUCAUGCCUGGGAGCCUUGCAUUCUUAGUCAUGCAUCAAUUCCAGUGAGCGGUGUGGAAGUGUUUGUUUCAGUUUCAGUAUCUAAAACACCUACAUUUCCAAGCUUUUCGUGACACAUCAACUCGUAGUUGAAAAAUAAAAUUUAGCAUGGAGACUGCUGUAUACUUACGCUGUCUGAAACUAGGCUUUUUAUGUGGCGUGAAAUUUCGUUCCAUUUGGCUCUAGGGUGCGUCACAACCUGUCUUUUGUUUUUGCUUCUUUUCUAUGUUACUUUGUUACUCUUUUCUAUGUUCUUUUUACAAUAAGGGUGUUUUUUGUAGUGUUCUCUAUCGGUUGUUUAUUAAGCUCAAGUUACUUUCUUCUUUAGCAUCACUUUAAAUAUUGGAAGUGUUUCCCUCUUAUAGAAUGCAGCUGUUAUUAUAUUUGUCUUUAUAAGUGCAGCUUCUCUGACAAGUAACAUGAGCCCGUGAAACAUAUGGAAAGAUUCAGACUUUUAUAACACUUUCUGUGACAAAAAGAAGGCACUUAGUGAUCUAUUUUUGAAAUGCUGGCCCUUCAAAUCUGCAUGUCUUGCAUCAUUCUAUAUAUCUCCUUAUGCUUGUCUGAUUUUCAUAUGAUUUGUUUCACAAUAUGGAAAUGUCCUCCAGUAUUAUUUCUUUUGUGAUAUCUUUGCUAUCAUUUACAAAUUCAUUGUGAGCUGACUGAAAUUUUAAAUUUGCUUUUGCUAUUAUUAAUCUGAAAGAAAGAGAAUUAACGUGAAAACAUGUGAAUAUUUGUUACAAGACUUCAGCUACAUGUAUGUGAAAUCCAUCAUGACUAUUGUGAGUGAUGUCGAUGUAAUAUAAACAAUGAUGCCUCAUUUUUCUUACCACAUUACAUGGUAGCUUGUACAUUGAAGGCAAGGAGUGAAUAUAAGUUCAAGUUGGUGAUAAGGAGGGCUGUGUUUGCCAAGAUAGUUGCAUUUCUGAAUCACUUACCUUGAGUUUAAGGGCUCAAACAUGCUCUGUAAUACCAUGAUGAGGGAAGCAGCACUAAGCUUGCAUCCUGGCACUUUGUAGUAGUGUCUCGAUACAGUGUAAGGUAAAAGUUACCUUUGCAAUUUGCUGUGUGAUGUGCUGCAUAAAUUUCGGAAGGCCAUUUAUAUCUGGUGCCCUGGAUAUCGGUAUAGUAGGAUACAACUUAAAUAAACAGCCGUUGGCAACCAAGGCACACGGACUGAGCUGCGUUGUUACUCUGCCAGUCAAUCACAGAAGCAAACAAAAUCGUUGUCAUGUGACCAUUUCAAAAUGGCGUCGUACUUGAUACCUCCGGAGCGUCUGCUGCCCUUGUAAAGUCUUUUCAUCAAUGAAAGUGAUGAGGUGUGCAACAGCCAUGGAUAUAGUGUAUGGAGUCUGAGCAUUUCACUCUUCAAAAGUCCACGGUACAGUUCAUUUCACUGCUUAGCCCGUUUCACUCGUGAAACUUCACUGCCAACUAAAGUGAAACUUGACAAUAAAUAGUUGCAGCAAAGCGUGCAUUUUAUUUCAGUUCAAUAAAGAAUUAGGCUUUCACCGUUCCGCUAUAAUAGACGAGUGAAAACGUACAAAAUUAUGUGGUUAUAAUUUUAUUUUUGUGGUUACCGCCUUAUUUAGGUAACAGGAAAAAACUUAAGUACGAACUAUUUGCAGCCUCGCGGAGGAACGGUGGCUGGCGGUUAUGAGGGUGUGGGUGGGGCUUCACUGCAGACUUGAGUUGUAUCCGACUAUAGGUGUGAAUUUUUGCACAUUCCUGACACUGUUUAUGCAUCGUAUGCAUUAACAUAUCAAUGUAAUUCAGGAAAGAACACGAACGACACAUAGUUCAUGCCAUGUUGUGCUCGCGUAGGUGCUGCCACUUUUCACAAUCUGGACAAGAAGUCCUCUGAAAAGUUGGUCUGCAUGGCCAGUUGUUUUAUGGUGUGCAGUACCAGUGAUAUUACUCUUUUAAACACUGUUUUUCAAGUUUUUCUCACUGCAGGAGCAGUCGAAAUGCAUAUGGUCUUUACAUGUUUGCAUAUUUUUUAUUUGCUCAUCCGGGCGAAGUGCUGCUUAUUUUCCUGUGUACCUAUAUCACGUGUUAUACGUAUGUGUUGUAUGUACAUACCACAAGAAGCAAUAAAUGCUCUCCGUGUUA